Messenger RNA from Engraulis encrasicolus (European anchovy), 2013 nucleotides. RefSeq names its product cytochrome P450 2F2-like. Gene Ontology annotation, cellular component: intracellular membrane-bounded organelle; cytoplasm. Gene Ontology annotation, molecular function: iron ion binding; heme binding; oxidoreductase activity, acting on paired donors, with incorporation or reduction of molecular oxygen, reduced flavin or flavoprotein as one donor, and incorporation of one atom of oxygen. Lineage: Eukaryota; Metazoa; Chordata; Actinopteri; Clupeiformes; Engraulidae. The record is from RefSeq and is a predicted model, not a curated record. Bases 4 to 1470 code for a protein of 488 amino acids. Gene Ontology annotation, biological process: xenobiotic metabolic process. The transcript has 9 exons.
ACCAUGGUGUUGUCUUUUGUUCUCCUGUGGGUGUGCUUCUGCCUCCUGCUCUUCUUCAUGCGCACACACCGACCCAAGAACUUUCCCCCAGGACCACAACCCCUACCUGUGUUUGGCAAUCUGCUUCAGCUGAAUCUGGAGAAUCCCAUUAUAGAUUUAAAUAAGCUGUCUGAUCGAUAUGGGAAGGUGUUCAGUAUUUACUUUGGCAGCAGACCAGCUGUGAUCAUUACUGGCUUCGAGGCCAUGAAAGAAGCUCUGGUGACCAAAGCAGUCGAUUUUGCCGGGAGACCAUCGGGACUACUUCUCAGUGACCUCACUCGAGGAAAAGGUAUUAUCAUGGCUCCACAUGGUCCAAGCUGGAAAGAGCACCGUCGCUUUGCUCUGAUGAGCUUGAGGAACUUUGGGCUGGGCAAGCAGUCGAUGGAGGAGAGGGUCCUGGGGGAGGUCUCCUACGUCUGUGACCACCUGGAAAAACAUGCAGGGGAGUUGAUUGAUCCUCAGACUUUGUUUCACAACGCGUCCUGUGACAUCAUUUGCUCCAUCAUGUACGGAGCUCGAUAUGAAUAUGAUCACGAGUUCUUCCAGGCCCAGAUCAAAAUUAUGUCAGAUAACUCCAAGAUUGCCAAUGGACCAUGGGGGAUGAUAUAUGAUACUAUUCCACUGUUGAGAAGCCUACCCCUGCCUUUCCAAAAUCCUCUGAGGGAUUACCGCACUGUCAAGAUGAAUGUGUUGGAGAUUGUGAAUGAGCACAGACUCUCGAGAACUCCCAAUGAGCCCAGAGAUAUCAUAGACGGCUACCUGGAUGAGAUGGACAGGAGAGGUGAAGACUGCGCUCCAUUUGACGAAGAUAAUCUGUUAACUAUGCUGCUUGACCUCCUCUUCGCCGGAACCGACACCACGUCAAACACCAUCCGUGCUGCAGUGCUCUACCUCAUGGCCUACCCAGACAUGCAGGAGAGAUGCCAGCAGGAGAUUGACUCGGUUCUGGAUGGGAAAGAGGCAGUCAGCUUUGAGGAUAGAUACCGUAUGCCGUUUGUGCAGGCCUUCAUCCACGAAUCCCAGCGAGCAGCCAGCACACUUCCACUCAGUGUGUACCACUGCACAACCAGGGACACGGAGCUGACAGGAUACCACAUUCCCAAGGGGACGCUUGUCAUCCAGAACCUUACAUCUGCACUGGUUGAGGAAAAGCAGUGGAAGCAUCCCCACGGUUUCCACCCUGAAAACUUCCUGAAUGAGCAGGGAGAGUUCGUCAAGCCUCCGGCCUUCAUGCCCUUCUCAAUAGGCCCCCGGACGUGUCUAGGGGAAGGACUAGCCCGCAUGGAGCUCUACCUCAUCCUCACAACCCUGAUGCACCGAUUCCAGUUCAUCUGGCCAGAGGGGGCCGGGGAGCCGGACUUCACCCCCGUGUUUGGGGUCACACAAGCCCCAAAGCCCUACAAGAUGAUUGUGAAGCUGAGGAGAAAAUGAUGACCUGGAAGGACUUGAAUUACACUUAUAGAUUGUACAGAUUGUACAGAUUGUUCACAUUGUUGAUUGCAUAGAUUUUUCUACAAUACUAAAUGUUAUUACGUUAUAUACUUUGUUUUUAUUGUAUUGUAGAAACUACAUUUUGUGUUUUAUUUUAAUGUGUCCAAUUCAUUUUAUUGUGUCCAAUACAAGCACUUUUAAACAACAUAUGCAGUUCAGUAAGGGUAUGAUAAUGUACAGUAUAUAUGAACAGUGAAAAGACUAUGGUGAUUCUUCAAGGAAUAUGUUGUACCUCCCUUUUUGUAAAAUGAUGUUGUUCAUUAGUCUCGUCCACAGCUCUGAAAUAUCCUGCUGAUUAGUGGAUGGAUUUAAAAUAAAGGUUUCCUUUAGUAUAUUGAAUUGAUAAAAUGCUGAACGGAGUGAAGUUUUAUGUUGACAAUAGAUGCCUUGUAUGUAAACUGUAAAUAAGAAUGAGUGGAGAAAAUGUGUUUUUGGAUUGUUUUUGUUACUUUAAAAAAUAAAAUAAAUGGAGAUAUUCCCUUA